Messenger RNA from Arabis nemorensis, 4317 nucleotides. The record is from the annotation of a GenBank genome assembly. Lineage: Eukaryota; Viridiplantae; Streptophyta; Magnoliopsida; Brassicales; Brassicaceae.
AUGGAAAAGUUGUCGAGAAGCCUAAGCAAAAGCUUGGGAGAGUUGCUAACGAGCGAUAGUAACCAUUUCUCUAGGAGAAGUGGUUCGAUCGACGACCACGACGGGGAAGCUCUUAAAUGGGCCGCUCUAGAAAAACUCCCAACCUUCACUCGUCUACGUACCACUAUCUUCCAACCUUAUGAUCUCGUCGACGUCACUAAACUUGGUGUUGAUGAUCGUCAGAAGUUUAUCGAUUCUAUCUUCAAAGUCACCGAGGAAGAUAACGAGAAGUUCUUGAAAAAGUUGAGGAAACGAAUCGAUAGAGUCGGGAUAAAGUUACCAACCGUGGAAGUGAGAUUCGAGAAUUUAACGAUAGAGGCGAAUUGUCACAUCGGAAAAAGAGCUCUUCCGACGUUACCUAAUGUUGCCUUAAACAUUGCAGAGAAAAGUCUUGGUUUACUUGGUUUUAACUCAACUAAAACCACCAAGCUCACCAUCCUUAGAGAUGCCUCCGGUAUUAUCAAACCUUCAAGGUCCACCAUCAUCAGGGAAAACAACUCUUUUAUUGGCGUUAGCUGGAAAGUGAGAGGGAGAAUAGCAUACAAUGGGCAUGGAUUAGAAGAGAUUGUGCCACAGAAAACAUCAGCAUACAUAAGCCAAAACGAUGUUCAUAUAGGAGUUAUGACUGUCCAAGAGACUCUUGAUUUCUCCGCUAGGUGCCAAGGCAUUGGCACUAGAUACGAUUUGUUAAGUGAAUUGGUGAGAAGAGAGAAGGACGUAGGGAUAUUGCCUGAACCGGAAGUGGAUCUAUUCAUGAAGUCCGCUGCAGCUGGAAAUGUUAAGAGCAGUCUCAUUACAGACUACACUCUCAAAAUAUUAGGGCUUGACAUAUGCAAAGAUACUGUGGUCGGAGAUGAGAUGGUAAGAGGAAUCUCAGGUGGUCAAAAGAAAAGAGUAACAACAGGAGAAAUGAUAGUAGGACCAACAAAGACACUGUUCAUGGACGAGAUAUCGACAGGUCUAGACAGUUCAACAACAUACCAAAUAGUGAAAUGUCUUCAAGAGAUUGUUCGGCUCUCGGACGCAACGAUUCUCAUGUCCUUGUUACAACCAGCUCCUGAAACGUUCGACCUCUUCGAUGACAUCAUUCUAUUGUCGGAAGGACAGAUCGUGUACCAAGGUCCACGUCACCAUGUUCUUAACUUUUUUGAGACUUGUGGUUUCAAAUGUCCCGAUCGCAAAGGCACCGCCGAUUUCUUGCAAGAGGUAACUUCAAAGAAAGACCAAGAACAGUAUUGGGCAGACACCACAAAACCAUACAGAUACAUUCCUGUCUCUGAAUUCUCUAAAAGAUUCGAAAGCUUCCAUGUCGGAGCCAAUCUUGAAGAUGAUCUAUCCGUCCCUUACGACAGAUUCAAAUCACAUCCAGCUUCUCUUGUGUUCAACAAACACUCUGUUCCAAAAUCUCACCUCUUCAAGAUCUGUUGGGACAGAGAAGUUCUUCUCAUAAAACGCAACACUUUCUUCUACGUUUUCAAGACCGUUCAGAUCACUAUUAUGGCCUUGAUCGCCUCGACCGUGUACCUGAGAACAGAGAUGAACACAAAGAACGAGAAUGAUGGAGCCGUCUACGUUGGUGCAUUGACGUUCGCCAUGAUCGCUAACAUGUUCAAUGGGUUCGCUGAACUUUCUAUGAUGAUUCAAAGACUUCCCGUGUUCUACAAGCAACGGGACCUUUUGUUUCACCCUUCUUGGACCUUCACUCUCCCAACAGUUCUCUUGAGCAUUCCUAUCUCCAUCUUCGAAUCCGUUGUUUGGGUCAGCAUUACCUAUUACUUGAUCGGAUUUGCUCCAGAAUUUAUCAGGUUCUUGAAGCAUUUAUUGGUGAUAUUUCUGACACAGCAAAUGGCUGGUAGUAUUUUCCGAUUUAGCGCGGCAACUUGUAGAUCGAUGAUUCUUGCAAAUACGGGAGGAUCUCUAGUUGUUAUGCUCCUCUUCUUGCUUGGAGGAUUCAUUGUUCCUAGAGGUGACAUUCCUAUAUGGUGGAAAUGGGCAUACUGGGUUUCACCAAUGGCUUACACUUACGAUGCUUUGACUGUCAACGAAAUGCUUGCUCCUAGAUGGAUGGAUCAACCGUCUUCUGAUAAUUCCACUAGGUUAGGAUUGGCCGUUCUAAAGAUUUUCGAUGUUUUCACCAAUCCAAGCUGGUACUGGAUCGGGGUAGGAGUCCUUCUCGGGUUUGCGAUUCUCUUUAACAUCCUAGUCACCCUCGCUCUUACAUAUCUAAACCCAAUUGAGAAAACGCAAGCCAUGGCUUCUAAAGGGAAUGCAGAAGAAAAUAGAGCCGAGAAUGACUUAGAGAGUAAGAUCACUUACGUGAAAAGAGGAAUGGUUCUACCUUUUACUCCUCUCACAAUGUCCUUCGACAAUGUCAACUACUACGUCGACAUGCCUAAGGAACAAGAAGUAGCCAAGGAUAAGCUUCAGCUACUAAGGGAAGUGACAGGGGUGUUUAGGCCAGGAGUGUUAACAGCUUUGAUGGGAGUUAGUGGAGCUGGUAAGACCACUUUAAUGGAUGUUUUGGCGGGUAGAAAGACCGGUGGAUACAUCGAAGGAGACAUUAGAAUAUCAGGUUUCCCUAAAAGACAAGAAACUUUUGCAAGAAUCUCUGGUUAUUGUGAACAGAACGAUAUCCACUCACCGCAAGUCACUGUUAGAGAGUCUCUCAUCUACUCUGCUUUCCUUCGUCUCCCAAAAGAAGUCACCAAAGAUGAGAAAAUGAGAUUUGUGGACCAAGUUAUGGAGUUAGUAGAGCUAAUGAGUCUAAAAGACGCGAUAGUUGGACUUCCUGGGAUUACAGGAUUAUCAACAGAACAGAGGAAGAGACUCACAAUCGCAGUGGAAUUAGUGGCGAAUCCUUCCAUCAUAUUCAUGGAUGAGCCGACCUCAGGGCUUGAUGCGAGGGCUGCAGCGAUUGUGAUGAGGACGGUGAGGAACACAGUUGACACAGGAAGAACUGUGGUAUGCACAAUCCAUCAACCUAGCAUUGAUAUCUUUGAAGCUUUUGAUGAACUUUUGCUUAUGAAAAGAGGAGGACAAGUGAUUUACGCUGGUCCUUUAGGCCGAAACUCCCACAAGAUUAUCGAUUAUUUCCAGACGAUUCCUGGAGUUCCGGAAAUUAAAGAGAAGUAUAAUCCGGCGACAUGGAUGCUAGAAGUGAGCUCAAUGGCUGCAGAAGCUAAGCUCAAGAUAGAUUUUGCUGAACAUUACAAAACAUCAUCACUAUAUCAACAAAACAAGAAACUUGUAAAGGAAGUAAGCACACCUCCCCAAGGAGCACAAGAUCUCUACUUCUCUACGCAGUUCUCACAAUCAUUGUUAGGACAGUUCAAAUCUUGUUUGUGGAAGCAGUGGAUAACUUACUGGAGAACUCCUGACUACAAUCUAGCCAGAUUUUUCUUUACACUGGUUGCAGCUCUCAUGGUCGGAACAAUUUUCUGGAAAGUUGGCACAAAAAGGGACACUGCGAAUGAUCUUACAAAGGUUAUUGGAGCAAUGUAUGCUGCGGUUUUAUUCGUGGGCAUAAAUAAUGCUACAUCUGUCCAACCGCUAGUUGGCGUGGAACGAACUGUGUUCUAUCGAGAAAGAGCUGCUGAAAUGUACUCUGCUUUACCCUAUGCCCUUGCACAGGUGGUAUGCGAAGUACCGUAUGUGCUUAUCCAAACUACGUAUUAUACGCUAGUUGUAUAUACAAUGUUGUGUUUCGAAUGGACAGUAGCCAAAUUCUUUUGGUUUUUCUUUGUAUCAUUCUUCUCCUUCCUCUACUUUACAUACUACGGGAUGAUGACAGUUUCCGUCACCCCGAACCAGCAAGUCGCUGCGGUUUUUGCAGGAGCUUUCUACGGACUAUUCAACCUGUUCUCCGGUUUUCUCAUCCCUAGACCGAGAAUCCCAAAAUGGUGGAUAUGGUACUACUGGAUCUGUCCAGUUGCUUGGACUGUUUAUGGACUGAUUGUUUCACAGUACGGUGACGUGGAGGAUACGAUCAAAGUUCCGGGUAUGGUGGAGGAUCCGACGAUAAAAUGGUACAUUGAAAAUCAUUUUGGGUACGACCCGAAUUUCAUGGGCCAAGUAGCAGCUGUGUUAGUGGGCUUUACUUGCUUUUUUGCUUUCAUGUUUGCCUUCGGGAUUAAAAUGUUAAACUUCCAACAAAGACAACUUCCAGAUGAUUUGGUAGAGGAGAUACUCUGUUACGUUCCGGCCACAGAUCUGAAACGAUUACGAUCUACUUGCAAAAGAUGGAACUUUUUAUUCGACAACCGGAGAUUCGCAAAUUAA